CGUGGUAGGAAGUUUGGCGCGGGAGUUGUGAGGGGAACGGAGUGGCGCGGCGUGGUGUCGUGAGUUUUCGCGCCAGCCAGGCAGCCAUGCCGGCGCGCAACACCCCGAGCAGCGGCGGGCAUCUGGGGGCAGAGAUGGGUGAACAAGCAGAGGCAGCUGUGAUUACACCAUCCAUGCUAGAAGAGGAGGAGCAACUGGAGGCAGCUGGGAUGGAGAAGGAGAGGGAAAUGCUGGAAAAGGCUCGCAUGUCCUGGGACAGAGACUCCAGUGAAAUGCGCUACAAGAGGCUUCAACACUUGCUUGAAAAAAGCAACAUAUAUUCAAAAUUCUUGCUGACCAAAAUGGAACAGCAGCAGCUGGAGGAGCAGAAAAGGAAAGAGAAAUUAGAAAAAAGAAAGAAAUGUUAUUAAAAGCGGCAAUGUCGGAAUCUAACUGAUGAAAAAGAGGAGAAAUCUGCUGUGAAGAAAAAAAGAGGAAGAGAAGAUGAAACCUAUUACAUUUCAGAAGUCAUGUCCAAAGAGGAAAUCUUGUCAGUGGCCAAAAAAAAAGCAAACAACUUGGAUGAAAGCUCUUCUAACAAACUGUGUGCAGAAGACCUCCAGAAAAAUGGAGAUUCUAAUAGUGUCAUUAAAGAUAGGUUGUCGCAAGCUGUACGACAUAAUGCCAAGCACUUCCUUGAUCCAGUACGGAAAUUUCACGGGCAGCCAAUACCCUUUCAACAGCCAAAGCUUUUUUCAGGAGGUGUUAUGAGGUGGUACCAAGUUGAAGGCAUGGAAUGGCUCAGGAUGCUUUGGGAAAAUGGCAUUAACGGCAUUUUGGCUGAUGAAAUGGGACUUGGAAAGACAAUCCAAUGUAUUGCUACAAUAGCACUGAUGGUAGAGAGAGGAGUCCCUGGGCCAUUCUUAGUAUGUGGUCCCUUGUCUACUCUUCCUAACUGGAUGUCCGAGUUCAAGAGAUUCACUCCAGAGAUUCCCGUAAUGCUGUACCAUGGAGCCCAGCAGGAACGUCGUAAAUUGGUUCAGAAAAUUCACAGGCGAGAAGGUUCACUGCAAAUUCAUCCUGUGGUCAUUACCUCGUUUGAAAUAGCCAUGAGAGACAGAAAUGCCUUGCAGCAUUGCUUCUGGAAGUAUCUGAUAGUGGAUGAAGGACAUAGGAUUAAGAACAUGAACUGUCGUCUUAUCAGAGAAUUAAAACGGUUUAAUGCUGACAAUAAACUUCUGUUAACUGGUACUCCCUUGCAAAACAACUUGGCAGAACUCUGGUCGCUACUUAACUUCCUGCUGCCAGAUGUAUUUGAUGACUUGAAAAGCUUUGAGUCCUGGUUUGACAUUACAAGCAUUACAGAAAUCGCUGAAGAUAUUGUUGCUAAAGAAAGGGAGCAGAACAUCUUACACAUGUUGCACCAGAUUUUGACGCCUUUCUUAUUGAGAAGACUGAAAUCUGAUGUAGCUCUUGAGGUUCCUCCUAAACGAGAAGUUGUGGUGUAUGCACCACUGGCAAAGAAACAAGAAACCUUCUAUACAGCUAUUGUAAAUCGGACCAUUAAAAAGCUGCUCGGAAACAGUGAGGAAGAAGUAGUUGAGUUGAGUCCUACAGGACGACCAAAGCGUCAGCGAAAGGCGGUUGAUUACCGUGAAUUAGAUGCUGAUACACCUGAUGAGCUGGAAAAACUGAUCAGUAAAAUGCAAGAGGAAGUAGAAAAAGAGAGGCAAGUGAUAGAAAUGACCAUUCCUACAGAUUCAGAAAUCAACCUUAAACUGCAGAAUAUUAUGAUGUUACUGAGGAAAUGUUGUAAUCAUCCAUAUCUCAUUGAAUAUCCACUGGACCCUGCCACACAGCAAUUUAAGGUUGAUGAAGAUCUAGAAGAUUCAGGCAAAUUCCUGCUUUUGGACCGGAUGCUGCCAGAACUGAAAAAGAGAGGACACAAGGUAUUUUUGUUUAGGAAUAUGACACUGAUGUUGGACAUUUUGAUGGAUUAUUGCUAUCUGCGGAGUUACAAAUUUAGUCGUUUGGAUGGAUCCAUGUCCUAUACAGAGAGAGAAGAAAAUGUAAAUGCAUAAAUUAAUACAGAUCCUGGUUUCAUAUUUUUAGUGAGUACACGAGCUGGAGGCCUGGGCAUUAAUUUGACUGCAGCAGACACGGUCAUCAUCUAUGAUAGUGACUGGAACCCUCAGUCUGACCUUCAGGCCCAAGACAGGUGUCACAGAAUUGGUCAGACAAAGCGUGUUGUUUAUCGCCUCGUGACAGCAAAUACUGUUGACCAGAAGAUUGUGGAGAGAGCUGCUGCCAAAAGGAAGCUAGAGAAGUUGAUUAUUCAUAAAAAUCAGUUUAAAGGUGGUAAAUCUGGGUUAAUCCAAACAAAGGGCUGCUUGGAUCCUAAGGAAUUAAUGGAAUUACUGAAAUCCAGGGACUAUGAAAGAGAGGUUAAAGGAUCCAGAGAGAAAGUAAUCAGUGACAAAGAUUUACAGUUACUGCUGGAUAGAAGUGACCUUAUUGACCAAAUGAAAAAGUCUGAAUCAGUUGAAAAAGAAAAAGUGGGAGUGUUCAAGGUCCUAGAAGAUUCUGAAGACUCCAAUGCAGAAUGUGUAUUUUGAAGCGUGACUGGCUUCUAAAAGUACAGCCCAAACUUCUUGGGACUAACAGCAAAGCUUGUAAGGCCAUCAUUUACAUAUAGUGACUCUUGAUUAUGCGGAUUUCCCUGCCCCAAGCCUGGUUCAAAUCUUUUUUUUUUUUUUUUUUUUUUUCUUUUUCUUUCAGUGAGUUGUAACACAUCAGGUAGCAUAUUUCACGAUGUAGCAUGCCUAAAAAUUUCAUGCCUGUGAAGCUUACAUGAAGAAUUACGAAAAUGAACAUGUUUCAGGUGCUUAGGUAGCUUGUGUGAUCCAGUGACAAACACUGCCAGGUUUAUACAAAAUCUUCCUGUGGAAGUCUUGCGAAAUUUUUUUUAUUUUUCUCUCUAAUUUGACCUGAUGUGUCAAUUAUGAUUUUAUUGGGAAAGGGAAGACUGUCUAGUACAUCUGUUUACAAACAAUCGUGUAACUUCAGUUUUAAAUUUUGCAAAACGUUUUGCUAAUUUGUC
Molecule: messenger RNA, 3079 nt
Organism: Gopherus evgoodei (Goodes thornscrub tortoise)
Lineage: Eukaryota; Metazoa; Chordata; Testudines; Testudinidae
Gene: HELLS
Product: helicase, lymphoid specific
Biological process (GO): pericentric heterochromatin formation; lymphocyte proliferation; negative regulation of gene expression via chromosomal CpG island methylation
Cellular component (GO): nucleus; pericentric heterochromatin
Molecular function (GO): ATP binding; ATP-dependent chromatin remodeler activity; chromatin binding
Source: RefSeq, a predicted model, not a curated record